AUGCCGGUGAAAAGGAAGGAAAGCGGUGUUGCUCCAGAGGAGACCAUCGAGAAGUAUUUAAAUUCACAAUGCAAGCCCUUUGCUGUCAACGAUAUUAUACAGAACUUGCAUGGUCAAUUUGGCAAAGCGGCCGCUUUGAAAGCGUUAGAGAGUUUGACGUCGCAGGACCGCAUUGUGUGCAACGUAUUUGGGAAAAUAUCAAUAUACUGUUGCAAAGAUGUGUUGCCUGAGGGAGCACCUGCUACGGAGAUAGAUCUGUCAAAGCUGGAAGAGAUCGAACAAUUGCGCGAAAAAGUUAUGGAAUUGGAGAGAGAUCGGAAGGGCUUACAAGAUACAGUGGCAAGUUUUAACCGAAGUCCGGAUAAUAACGAGCUCCCCAAUAUGGUCAAGGAGUUGGAGGUACAGUUUAUGGAGGAAGAGAAUACACUGCUGUGUUUGAACGAUAGUUGUGACCCGCUAAUGGAGGAGAAGAUUGGGAAACUUAGAAUCGCUGAAAGACAGUUGACUAAAGAUCUUAUAGCGAGAAAGAAAAUUUUGAAAAAUUUACUGGACAUUUUAAAGGAUCAGGUAGGCCCCAAAAAAUUGGCACCUUUGCUAGAGGACAUUGGAGUUGAGAUAGCACAAUAA
Molecule: messenger RNA, 627 nt
Organism: Huiozyma naganishii CBS 8797
Lineage: Eukaryota; Fungi; Ascomycota; Saccharomycetes; Saccharomycetales; Saccharomycetaceae
Gene: HOP2
Product: Hop2p
Exons: 1
Coding region: 1-627 (208 amino acids)
Biological process (GO): meiotic strand invasion involved in reciprocal meiotic recombination; homologous chromosome pairing at meiosis; meiotic joint molecule formation
Cellular component (GO): condensed nuclear chromosome; DNA recombinase auxiliary factor complex
Molecular function (GO): double-stranded DNA binding; recombinase activator activity
Source: RefSeq, a predicted model, not a curated record